Ylistrum balloti is the source of this 4274-nucleotide messenger RNA. Its product is annotated as DNA mismatch repair protein Msh3-like. Gene Ontology annotation, biological process: mismatch repair; mitotic recombination. Lineage: Eukaryota; Metazoa; Mollusca; Bivalvia; Pectinida; Pectinidae. The transcript is spliced from 21 exons. Bases 53 to 3640 code for a protein of 1195 amino acids. Gene Ontology annotation, cellular component: nucleus. The record is from RefSeq and is a predicted model, not a curated record. Gene Ontology annotation, molecular function: mismatched DNA binding; ATP binding; ATP-dependent DNA damage sensor activity.
GAAAUGAUUCGGUUAUAUAUGUUUCUUAGGUAUUUCAUCAAAGCAAUCAACGAUGUCAGGCGAGAGGGGUCUUACUAAACUGAAAUCACUUUCACACAGAGGUAGUAAAUCUGAUAAAAAUGAGAAAAAACAAGUGACCAUCUCGAAAUUCUUCGCAUCAAGAGCGGUUAAAAAUGAUUCUGAACUAGUCAUUAUAGAUGACUCUUCGAGGGAUUGCCCGCGUGUCGGUGAGGAAAAGGUUUCCUCACCACUGAAGAAACGACGUAGGAUAAAUUUGUCCAACGUGAAUGGUGGCAGGCCUAAAAAGCAGUAUUCUGAUGACAGUGAUGAUGAUGAUGUGGUACCUUGCCACACACAUGUUUCUGAAAUGGAAGUUGAAUCAGGUCUCUCUUCUGAGAUCAAAAUUGGCAAAAAUUUCGCAGAUGAAGCUUCAAACUUUAAAAAGUUAACCGUAUGUAAGACAAAUGAUCAAAGCUGUGGGACAAGUUUGACCCAUCCUGUUUUAUCUGGUGUAGACAAGAGAACUUCACUGACUGAAAAUACAAAAAGUAAACUGCAACAGUUUGAAUCUAGUGCAGUCAAAGAUGAGGGAUCUAAUACUAGAGAAGUAGUAAGUUUAUUUGAACUAAAACAGAUUAGACAUUUAUCCAAUAUUUCUUCAGUUUCCACCAGUUUGUUAAAAGAAAAUGACUCGGAAGGAAAAAAGAGUGAUAGCGAUGAUGAACACAAUGUCCCAUGCACUUCAAAAUCAAGAAAAUCUGCAGGAACUAGUGAUGAAGAAUACAAUCUACCCUGUACAUCCAAAUCUGUACCUUCAGCAUUGAUGAAGACCAGUCAUAAAAGUACCUCUGCUUUGAAAUAUGAUAAAAAUAAAAGAUCUCCUACAACUACAGAGAAGAAGAACAAGUAUACUCCUCUAGAACAACAAUUCAUGGACAUCAAAGAAAAAUAUCCACAUGCUGUACUUUGUGUGGAAUGUGGAUACAAAUACAGAUUUUUUGGAGAAGAUGCAGAGAUUGCAGCUGAAGUUUUGAAGAUAUUUUGUCAUCUUGAUCAUAACUUCAUGACUGCAAGCAUCCCUACUCAUCGCCUUUUUGUUCAUGUUAGGAGACUGGUUGCUGCUGGACACAAGGUUGGAGUUGUAAAACAGAUGGAAACAGCGGCAUUAAAAGCUGCAGGGGACAAUCGAAGUGCACCAUUUACUCGAGAGUUAUCUGCCCUUUAUACAAAAUCAACAUUGAUUGGGGAAGAUGUGAACCCGCUUUUCCAAGUGGAAGAUGCUGGCAACUCGUCAUGUGAUGUUGGUGCUUCUUAUCUUAUGUGUGUCUAUGAAACUCAACCGAACAAAAAUAGCAAACAACGAACUACUGCCAUCUUUGCAAUACAGCCCUCCACUGGGGACGUUGUAUAUGAUAGCUUCGAAGAUAAUGCCAUGCAUGGAGAGCUAGAAGCUCGACUAUCACACAUUCAGCCAUCAGAAAUCCUUGUCCCAGACAACUUGCAUGAAGAUACAGACACUUUCAUACAUCGUCUUACAUCUAUCAGUUCCACCCCUGAUGACCGUAUGCGGGUAGAGAAGAUUGACGGCCACCAGCUGGAAUAUAACACAGCCUUUCAGACUGUCUCCAAAUUCUACACGUAUGAAAAUAAAGCUGGAAUUAACUUACUACAGGAAGUGCUACACCUGCCACAAACAGUCAUCUCCUGCCUGGCUGGAACAAUCACCUACCUGUCUGAUUUCAACCUAGAAAAUAUCCUUACACUGACCAGCAACUUUACUCAAUUUUCUGAAAAGUCAAAAUUCAUGCAACUUCCUGGAAACACUGUACGAAAUCUGGAGAUUUUCCAGAACCAGACUAAUGGACAGGAACAAGGGUCACUGUUCUGGGUAAUGAACCAAACUGUGUCCAGAUUUGGGAGUCGAAUGCUUCGAACUUGGCUAGGUAGACCCUUGCGAUCAGCAUGGGACAUCACAGAAAGGCAAACAGCAGUACAGGAUCUAAUAGAUGGACCAUGUGCUGAAACUUUGGCCAAGCUACGGGCGCUCCUUAGCAAGAGUCCAGAUCUAGAAAAGGGACUUGCAUCAAUCUAUCACAAAAAGUGUAGUGUAGCAGAGUUUUACUCCGUUUGUAAGGCCUUUAGCCAGCUACAGAGGGACAUUAGGCUUCUGGCCGAAUCACAAUGUCCACAACUAACCUCUGACCUUCUGAAAACCAUUCUGACCAAUGUACCAGACCUUUUAAAAGAUAUAAACUCAUAUGUGUCUUCCAUUAGGGAAAAGUCGGUCAGAGAUAAGGACAAGACAGGGAUAUUUGCAGAUGAAAGUAAGUUUCCCAUAAUCAUACAAAGGAAACAGGCUAUACAAGAUGUAUUGUCGGAGAUCCAGGCUCACAGACGGGAUGUACGCUUGAUUCUACGCAUUCCUGGUCUAGAAUAUGUCACUGUUAUGGGAAUUGAGUUUCUGAUCGAGGUGAAAAAUAAUUCUGUCAACUUGGUGCCACAGGAUUGGAUAAAAAUAAGCAGCACUAAGGCAGUGAGCAGGUUUCACUCACCUUUUAUAGAGAAGACUUAUCGCAGACUGCAGCAGCUACGUGAACAGCUGAAACUGGACUGUGACCAGGUGUGGCGAGAGUUUCUCAGCUCGUUCGGAGAAAAUUAUCAGAGUUACAGAAAAGCUGUCCAACAUUUAGCUACUCUGGACUGUUUGUUUUCACUGGCAGCUACUGCUAAACACCAUGACUACUGCAGACCUGAAAUUGUAGAUGAGGAUGAUUUCUGUAUUCAAAUUGAAAAUGGACAGCACCCAAUAAUUCAACAGUUAAUUGGAGAGCAAGAACAAUAUGUCCCAAACCAUACUAGGUUGUCUAAGGCAUCGACCAGGGUGAUGAUCAUUACUGGUCCAAAUAUGGGAGGAAAAAGCUCCUACAUUAAACAGGUAGCACUCAUCACCAUUAUGGCCCAGAUUGGGUCCUAUGUUCCUGCUGAAUCAGCUAAGCUUGGCAUCUUGGAUGCUGUCUAUACAAGAAUGGGAGCCACUGAUGAAAUCUACAGCAAGCGAAGCACGUUUAUGGUUGAACUACAGGAAACUUCAGAUAUCAUAGCAAAUGCUACUGAAAAGUCUUUAGUUAUCUUGGACGAGUUAGGGAGAGGUACUAGUACACAUGACGGAACAGCAAUAGCGCAUGCUACCCUCGAUUUCUUCAUUCAAAAGGUGAAAUGUUUGUGUCUAUUUGUGACCCAUUAUCCGGUGCUUUCUGAACUUGAACAUCAAUUUGUUGGGAUUGUUCAGAACUUCCACAUGUCAUUCUUUUUGAAUGAUGAAGAAGAGGCUGUAGGAGAUGCUGCACAGUCAGGAAGCGAUACAUCCGCAACAGAAUCCAUUACUUUCUUGUACCAGUUAGUGAUGGGCGUGGCUGGGCGGAGUUACGGUCUCAACGUGGCACGAUUGGCUGGAGUACACCCUAACAUCAUCCAGCGGGCAGCAUGUCAGUCACAACACUUUGAAACCAAGAUCAUGGAAAGGAGAAAUCAGCUGAAAUUAUUCCAGGCAUUACUUUCCUGCCCAGAAUCAGAGAUGACCGACAUUUUACUGGAACUUCAGAAGAGUGAGGACCAGAAGCCAUUUUCCACUGCAACAUAACAAUCCAGACAUAUCUUGAAAGCUUUGUACCAGUCCUUGUCACUGAACCCUCUGUAGACAAUAUAACAAUAGUCUUGUGCUUUAUUGCAUGAUGGUCUUUUUACUGAGAGUUAUUUGAAACAGACAUUAAGAUCUGAUUUCAUUGUGAUAGAAUUCCUUGGUAUUGACUAAAUGAAUCAAUGGCAUUCGAAUGAAAAAUAAAAAAUAGUUGACAUACAUAUGUGCUUCAAGAUCUUAACGUUUUAAGCUCAUCUGCCUGUAGGACAUAUGAGCUUGGGCAGUGACUGCUGAGGUGAAGGUUACUAGGUUUAUUCACAUGAUUUACCUUGAACCACUCUGAAGAUUACAAGAGUCUUAUGUGUUAAAAUCUUCAAAUUAAUUUUUCAUGGAAAUUGAAAAUUAACCCUGAGUUUUGAAGAGAAAACGUAUGUUAGAUUUUUAAUGAAGUCAUUGUUCCACUAAUUGGAGAUUUUCUUGACUUUGGACAACACAAGUAUGCAGUGUUAUGAGACGAGUUUGUAUUGCUGUGAGAAGAUAUUCAUGUGUGUGUAUCUUUAAUGGUAUUGAUGCAGAUGAUUACAGUGGUACAAAAUAAAACAUUGUAUUUCAGGUUCAUUUCUAGUUUGGUUUUACU